AUGGUUCAGCUGCUUUCCCUCGCCGCUUUUUGCUCAUCCCUUGUGGGAUUGAGCAGUGCUGCUGCUCUUGGCACUGCCGAGGAGUACGCCGAUGGAUCUGUGCAUGCCCGCAUCAUGGGUAUGAAGAUGGUACAACUGCUGGCUGAGUGGGAUGCUGAACUCGCCUCUGGCGCUAUGGAUAGCUCGCAGUACCCCGAGUUAGGACACACUGCUUGCAAGGACGGUUUUGCGGCCGCCAUUCCCGGAGACCAGAACAACACCUUCAAGUGCAAUAAUAUCGACCUGUACCACUUCCUGCCUCACGCGCAGCUCGGCAGUGUAGGUCAGGGCUCGUCCUCCUGGGGUUGGACCUCCGAGGAUGGACGCGAGUUUGUGGCCAUCGGCCAGUUUGACGGUACUGCAUUCGCCGAGAUUUCCAGCGAAGGCAAGCUCGUCUACCUUGGCCGCCUUCCCCCGUACGAUCCUGUGGGCUCUCGAUGGCGCGAGAUCCGCAUUCUCCGCGACUACGCGGUCAUCGGCUCCGAGGCCAUCAACUCGGGCGUUCAGAUCUUCGACAUGAAGAAGAUUCUGGACCUCGACCCUGCCAACCCUCACAACUUCACCAAUGACGACCUCACCGGCUACUGGAAUGAGCUCCCCGUCGGCCGAACGCACAACAUCGUCGUCAACCAGGAGCUCAACUACGCCAUGGCCGUUGGUUCUGUCGGUGGCAACGAGACUAUUCGUGUCCGCGGCGACCUGCCCUGCCGCGGUGGUCUCAUCUUCCUGAACAUGACUGAUCCCAGUGCUCCAUUCUCGCCUGGCUGCGCGGCUGGCGACGGUUACGUGCACGACGCCGAGUGUCUCGUAUACCGGGGCCCUGACAAGCGCUACUACGGGCGUGACAUCUGCUACGGCUACAACGAGGACACGCUGACCAUCUACGACGUAACCAACAAGUCCGGCAACGUCACAAACAUCAUCUCCAUCACCUCAUAUCCUGGCGCCGAGUACGUGCACCAGGGCGUCGUCAACAACGAGCAGUGGCAGGAGUACAUAUUCCUCGACGACGAGUUUGACGAGCGCGACGCAAAGGUCGGACCCAUGACCCAGGGCCUGCCCACGACGCAUAUAUUCGAUAUCCGCGACCUCGAGAACCCGCACUACAGUGGCAACUUCGAGGGCAAGCGCCGCGCCAUCGACCACAACCAGUACGUCGUAGACGGCUUCCUGUACCAAAGCAACUACGGCGCGGGCCUGACCGUGUACGACAUUGGCUCCAUCACCACGGACCCCUCUGGCGACUCGGUCUGCGAGGCGGGAUUCUUCGAUAUCCAUCCUGAGGAUGAUGAGCUCGAGGGCGGCGGUACGGUCGCGUUCCUCGGCUCCUGGAGCAGCUACGCCUACUUCAAGUCUGGUUUUAUUUUCGUCCACACGAUCGAGCGCGGCUCCUUCGUCGUCAAGAUGACGUCCAAAGCGUGCCCGAAGCCUGCUGUGUGCAAGUCGGACAAGUGCCUGAGUAGCUUGAGGGCGAGCAGCAUCGAGGGCCGGCUGGAGCAGAGCGUUGAGUUCUGCGACAGCUAUCUGAGGCGGUUGAAUGAUGGUGCGCAGGGAAUUCCGGAUUAUGCACGCCAGGGCUGUGGUGGAAACGCGACGGAGGCUGUGGUUGCGAGGGUCAGCAGUGCGUGUGCGUGUGUGCCGACCGUGGCGGUGCCGGAGCUGCCGCGGACGACAAGCAGGCCGCCUGUGCCUACUGUGCUGCCGCCGAGGCGAGUUUAG
Didymella exigua CBS 183.55 is the source of this 1758-nucleotide messenger RNA. RefSeq lists its product as uncharacterized. Gene Ontology annotation, cellular component: extracellular region. The record is from RefSeq and is a predicted model, not a curated record. Lineage: Eukaryota; Fungi; Ascomycota; Dothideomycetes; Pleosporales; Didymellaceae. The coding region runs from base 1 to 1758 and encodes 585 amino acids. The transcript is spliced from 3 exons.